Dermacentor albipictus is the source of this 611-nucleotide messenger RNA. The record is from RefSeq and is a predicted model, not a curated record. Lineage: Eukaryota; Metazoa; Arthropoda; Arachnida; Ixodida; Ixodidae.
GGGGCCCAGAGAGCGGAGCCCCGCCGCGCUGGACAGCCGACGACGCAGCGGACAGCGAGGCUGUCCGCACACCACCGACGAAACAUCACGCGUCGGGCGCCUGUCUUCCAGCAAGGUGCCACUGGCCGUGUGUGGCGGCCGCGGUGGCCACCAUGAGCGAGCGGCCGGUGGUGGGCAACGCGGCUCACGGCGGCCGCAAGCCCUGCUCGCGUAUCCGCUUCUACAACCUCGGCUACUUCUUCUCCCUCAGCGGACUCAUGGCUCUCUGCGAAAUAAUCCUGGGAAUGGCGAUCUAUGCGCUUCUCUGGGACUCGGCCAACGAACUGGACAAGUUCCUCGUGACCGUGGCCUUCCUGCAGUGGAUGACCGGCCUCUACAUACACGCCACGAUCGCCUUCUGCGCAACGGGCGCCCGGAUACGCGGCCUGCUGCUGUACUUGCUGCACCAUGGUGUCGGAGCCAUCUUGUACCUGGGCGGCGCUGUUACAACCUUGGUCAGCUCCAUGUACACGCAGACCGAUGACAUCAUUCGAACGGCAAGUACAGACAGCCAGGAGCAAGUUGGCCUGCCAAACAGGGUGCGUCAAAUCAACCUUCACAUACCAGGUUAA